CUGGUGUUUAAUGUCUCCUCAGAAAAUCCCGGAAUACACAAUUACAAAACAAUAAAUCCUCCAUUUCUGUCAUUAAAUAAAUGAUUACAUAAUAGUUCUCAUUAACGCGAGAUUAUCCUGGAUCAUUCGGUUUGCGUCACACCGAUUAGAAAAGACAAAUAGAAAAGUUGUAAUAGUGUAAAAUCCGGUAUUCGUUGAAUUUAUCGUUGCAAUUGGGUAAAGCCCAACAAAACUGACGGACACGUCACAGAUUAAACAUGACUGUACUUUACCGAUAUCUAGUCGUCUCUCUACGAUUUGCAAUCAGUGCCAACAGUGAUAUCAAGCUGAGAAGAGCCUCUCAGUCUCUUCGAGGCGAAUUUAACGCUCAAACAUGUGUAGAUCGACUACCAAAUGGUUUUCAAUAUUUAUUAUUAUCGUAUCUGUUGUUUCAGGAAUUAUUUUGGGGGUCGCAGGUGAAACAUCGGCUGCAGGAGUGCCGGGCUCGUGCAGAUUGGAUCAAUUCAGAUGCAGCAAUGGUGAAUGCAUAGCCAGUCACUUGCUGUGCGAUGGAAAAGCAGAGUGUGCAGAUGGGAGUGAUGAGACUCGUCUUGAAUGUUUGAAUCCCAGGAUCGCGUGUCCUGCGUAUGCAUUUCGAUGUGAUUACGGUGCCUGCGUCGACGGUGACGCUAAAUGCAAUAAAAUAGACGAUUGCAUCGACAGAAGUGACGAGACACUGGCAGAAUGUACAGAAGGUCAUGUGAUAAAACCUGCAAGCCGUCCCAAUUGCACUUCCGAUCAAUUCCAGUGUGGAACCGGUCAAUGCAUCCACAGGACUCUAGUCUGCGAUGGAUCCCCUGAAUGUCCUGAUAGAUCUGACGAGACAUUCACCAUUUGUGGAUCCUAUCAGUGCUUGCCAUCGACCUUCAGGUGUGAAUACGGUGCAUGCAUAGAUGGAGAUAAAAAAUGCGAUGGAGUGAGAAAUUGUGCAGAUGGUACAGACGAGGGUGAAGCUGCCUGCAGAGGUAAACAACCCCCAGGAGUCCCAGGCAGGGACACAACCACUUGGACCCCCCGGCCUUGGACCCCAGCACCUCCGACCCCGACCCCCCCGACUGCUUGUCCACCACCUCCAGGGAUCCAGGAUGGCACCUGGAGGGUCCACUCCUCCCAGUGUCCAAAUCAAAUCAACAACUGCGACCCUCCAGAGGGAAUGCGCAUGGACCCCGGAAGACGUUUAGUUUAUUCUUGCAAUAAAGGAUAUCGUUUAACGGAUGAUGCCGACGUCUACUGCGCCACCGGGGGAAAAUGGUCGGACAUUCCGCGAUGUGAAGAAAUUCGAUGCGAACCCCUUGACACGCCAUCGACGAGAGCUGAUUGCACUCUGAAUGGUGAAUACAGAUCUUGUGGAGUACCAGUGCUACCAGGGACUCAAGCACAAUUAUCCUGCCGGAGUGCUUAUCGCCAAGAGGAUACCUUCUGGCAGAACAAUCGUGUCGGCUGCAACGCCCAAGGGCAGUGGGAACCACAACCAAUAAAAUGCAUUCCAGUGUGUGGAAUUACACGUUCGAAAGGAGUGAAACCCCUGGUAGUGGAUGGAUUUGUGCCGAAUAUAACAGAUUUUCCCUGGCAUGCGACCCUAUACCAAACGGAGAAUGACCCAUUAGUAAAAAAAUUCUUCUGUGGAGCUACCGUAAUAACAGAAGACUUGGUGAUAACCGCCGCUCACUGCAUAUUCGAUGAAUCAAUUAAAAAGCCAAAAAAUCCGACGAAUUUGUUCAUUUCAGUGGGAAAUGUCUACAGAGAUUACGACGAGGAGUACCCGCCAUACAUAGAAGUCAGAAAAGCGAGAGUGAUAAACAUCUUCAUGAAUUGUGAUUAUCAAGGAUACGAUGGGUGGCACAAUCACGACAUUGCGAUCCUUCAAGUGAGGCCUUCUCUCAAUUUUAAAUCUUACUUCGUACCGAUCUGUCUCGACACGAUUGCAAGAACUCAUGCCAUUGAUCUGGGAACCAACGGACAGGUCGCAGGAUUUGGUAGAACAGCACUAGGACCUUCCAGUGCAAUUAUUCGGGCCCUAUCUGUCCCAGUGGUGCCUAAAUAUAAAUGUAUCGAACAGGCUGACAAAGUCAAAGGCAGAAAAUUCAUAACUCCGGAUAAAUUCUGCGCUGGAUACACGAAUGGCUCUGCUGUCUGUAAUGGAGACAGUGGGGGUGGAUUGACAUUCGAGACAAAUGGAUUAUCGUACCUUCGGGGUAUUGUGAGCAGUGGGAUUGGGAUAAAUGAUACUGAUCUUCAAGCUACUUGUGAUCAUACGAAAUACGCCAUAUACACAGAAGUCGCGGAACACAUACCCUGGAUACAAGAUAUUAUGUACAAAGUAGAACACAGACAAUCCAUCGGUGAAUGUCACAGUGCCGAGGCAAAUAUUGACUGGCUCAAUGGAUAAAUCAUUCACAUCUCAGAA
Molecule: messenger RNA, 2446 nt
Organism: Fopius arisanus
Lineage: Eukaryota; Metazoa; Arthropoda; Insecta; Hymenoptera; Braconidae
Product: limulus clotting factor C
Exons: 8
Coding region: 374-2428 (684 amino acids)
Biological process (GO): proteolysis; acrosome reaction
Molecular function (GO): serine-type endopeptidase activity; protein binding
Source: RefSeq, a predicted model, not a curated record